Molecule: messenger RNA, 390 nt
Organism: Rotaria sp. Silwood1
Lineage: Eukaryota; Metazoa; Rotifera; Eurotatoria; Philodinida; Philodinidae
Source: the annotation of a GenBank genome assembly
AUGCCAAGUAAUGAAGCAAAAUUUAAAAUUCCAGAAAAAUGUGUUCAUUUUGGUUCGAUACCAAUAAAUAUAACAUCAAAAAAAUCGUUUGCUAUCAUUAAUGAAGGAAUAAAUCAUCUUUUUGGUCAAAUUACUGAUUCAAGUCCAUGUGCAGGUGUUGUUGUAAAUCCAACAAAUGAUCUUGUUUCAACUGGUUUACAAACAAGUAUAACCAUUGAAGUAACACCAAUUGAAUUAAUUAAAUUCGAUAUUAAAUUUGGCUUAAGAGUUCUAGGAGAACAUGAACAAGAAAUUUAUAUGACAGGUGAAGUUAUCGAACCAAAUUUAAAUAUUCCUGAAAGUGAAAUUAAUUAUGGUGGUGUAUCAAUAUUAAUGAAAGCAUCAAAAUAA